AUGGUUAACCGCUACAUCUUCGCCGUUGCCGGUCUGGCCGCUCAGCUCAACGCCCUCCCCUUGAACAUCAACCUUGGUGCUUAUUCUCCUGCCUUGGUGGUGGGUGAUGGUGAAAUUUCAUUUGGCGGUAAAAGCGACGUCUCUCAAUUGAUGAACGUAUUGGAGGGCGCGGCAGUUAAUGCUGCUCAAGGUGCUGCGAACGCCCCGGCCGCCGCCCCCGCUGCUCCGGCUGCACCGCAACAGCCUCAGCAGCCUCAGCAGCCCCAGCAGCAGCCUGCUGCUCAGGCCCAAGGCGGCGCUAUUCCCGUUUCCGCUACUUCGUCGAAUAACCAGGUCAAUGAGGCUCAGGCUAUUGCAGCCCUCCAGGGCAUGGGCAAGGAGAUCGCUCCGCGCGUCCAGCUCACCAAGACCCGCGCCGCCGGCGACAAGAGAGACCUGUCCGGUUUUGACCGCGCCCUGAAGUUCGCUGAGGUUGCCCUUACCAAGGGACCCAAGAUCCAGCUCGGCACCGGCCAGGAGGGCUCUGGCGUCGGUAUGAUCAUCGACAACAACCAGGAAGCCGCCGCCCGCCCCGGCACCGGCACUGGAGGCGGCGCCGAGGCCCGUCCCCCAGCUCAGGGUCAGCCCGCCCAGGGCCAGCCCGCUCAGGAGGGCCAGCGCCCCGCGGGUUCCAUCGUCGCUCAACAAAAGGUCAAGGCCCGCUCUGAUGAGGCCCAGCAGCCCCCCCGCCGCCGUGCCAAGGUCACCACCAUGUACGUCCGCUCCGGCGUUCCUGAGGGCGUUGCGAUGACACCCGAGAAGCUCGUCGCCCGUGACCCCUCCGUCCCAGUGGCCCAGGUCGUCCCCGCCACCUCCAACAACGUUGUCAAGCGCGCGCAGGAGGAGCUGGCCGCGCGAGGCGUCAGCGCCGGCGCCAUUGACACCGUCAACCUGAACGUGAGCGGCGAGGGCGUCACGAUGACUUUUGUCGAGACCCAGGCCGACGACGUCGAAGAUGAGCAGUAA
Messenger RNA from Colletotrichum higginsianum IMI 349063, 1005 nucleotides. RefSeq lists its product as uncharacterized. Lineage: Eukaryota; Fungi; Ascomycota; Sordariomycetes; Glomerellales; Glomerellaceae. Bases 1 to 1005 code for a protein of 334 amino acids. The record is from RefSeq and is a predicted model, not a curated record. The transcript has 3 exons.